Molecule: messenger RNA, 8840 nt
Organism: Dermatophagoides pteronyssinus (European house dust mite)
Lineage: Eukaryota; Metazoa; Arthropoda; Arachnida; Sarcoptiformes; Pyroglyphidae
Biological process (GO): sensory neuron axon guidance; motor neuron axon guidance; regulation of GTPase activity
Cellular component (GO): semaphorin receptor complex; plasma membrane
Molecular function (GO): protein binding; semaphorin receptor activity
Source: RefSeq, a predicted model, not a curated record
GAGAUCAAGAUCAACUUCGAGAUCAGCAUCACCGAACAACAAAUUCAACGAUGAUAUUAUCGUCAUCGCUGAGACAUAGAAAUCACCAUCAUCAUCAUAAUCGUCGUGAUAUUAUCGGAUCAAAAGAUCACCAACAUAAUCAUCAUCAUCAGGAAUUGUUAAAAAGUGCAAAAACAACAAAUUCUAUUUUAACACCAUCAUCAUCAAGUACUAUGAAGAAUAAUGAUGCUGUCGGUGAUGUUAAUAUAGAAUCAUCAUUAACAUUACAAACAACAUUACGAUCAUAUACAACAACAAAUAAAAGUAUAAAUUUUACACAUAUUGAAUUAGAUUCAAUAACUGGUAAUAUUUAUGUUGGUGCAUCAAAUUGGAUAUUUCAGCUGGAUUCAAAUCAAUUACUGGUUGAACAUGCAAUUCGUACUGGACCAAUACAUGAUAGUUCACAAUGUCCACCAUCUGAUUGUUCGGGUAUUGAUCCCAGUUUAAUACAAAUAACAAAUAAUAUAAAUAAAAUAUUAUUAAUUGAACCAUAUGCACGUAUGUUAAUUGUAUGUGGUUCAGUACAUCAAGGUGCUUGUACCCGACAUCGUUUAGAAGAUAUAUCAAAACAUGAAGAAUUAAUACCAUUACCGGUUGCAUCGAAUGAUGAAAAUUCAUCAACAAUUGCAUUUGUUGGUCCGGCAAGAUAUUUUGGUGUACAGCUAACACCAAUUCUUUAUGUUGCUGCAACUGAUACACGUAUCGGACCAUAUCGUGAUAUGGUACCAGCAAUAUCUGGUCGUUCAUUAGAAUCAAAUCGUUUAUUUACUAUAAUUGAUCGUGGUUUUGCUGAUAGUGCACGUGUUGAUAUUAGUUCAAAUAUACGUGAUUAUUUUCUUGUAAAUUAUAUAUAUGGUUUUUAUGCAAAUGAUUAUGUUUAUUUUGCACAAAUCCAACGGCGAUCAUAUUUACGUACAUUAGAAGAAAUGGGUUAUAUAACACGUUUAUCACGUGUUUGUGUUAGUGAUGCUGGUUUUCAUACCUAUACAGAGAUAACAUUAGAAUGUUAUUCAACAACAACAACAAACUAUAAUCUAUUACAAGAUGCUAUUUUAAUAAAAGCUGGUUCUGAUCUUUCAGAUUCUUUAAAUAUUGAACGUAAUUCAUUAAUAUUAAUUGGUAUAUUUACAAAUAGUCAUGAUCAUACUAAUCGUCCAAAUGGUGAUAAAUCAGCUGUUUGUUUAUAUCCAAUCAAUAAUAUUGAACAACGUUUUGCUGAAAAUAUUCAUCUUUGUUAUAAUGGUAGUGUUUAUUCAAGAAAUAUGGAUUAUAUUGCUGGUAGUGUUAAUCAAUGUCCAGAGCCUGGGAAAGCUGGAAAUGUAUUUAAUUUUUGUAAUGAAGCUGUAAAAUUAAAUGGUUCAAUACCAUUACGACAACAAGCGGCAAUUGUUUAUGAUGAUAAUCAUACAGUAUUAACAGCCGUUGCAGCAGGUAUUACCGGGCAGCAUACGGUUGCAUUUUUGGGCACCAAUUAUGGAUCAAUCAAAAAGGUAUUAUUAACAAAAGGAAAUUAUGGUGAACAAUUUGAUGAAAUAACAAUCGAUCCAAAUCAACCAAUAUUGGCCGAUUUAUUUGUUGAUAAUGAACAAAAUCCACAAUUUUUAAUUGCAGCAUCACCAUAUAAGGUGGUAAAAUUACCAAUAGAAACAUGUAUACAACAUAAUACCUGUGAUCAAUGUUUACAGGCACGUAAUCCAUAUUGUGGUUGGUGUUCAUUACAGAAAAGAUGUACAAUCAAAUCUGAAUGUUUAUAUUCAAAUGAUAAUAAUCAAAAUCAUCAAACACGUUGGCUUUCAUUAGAAACAUCACAAUGUAUUGAUUUUCAAGCAAUUAAACCUGAAUUUAUAUCUAUAAAUUUACUUGCACCGGUCGAGCUUAUUAUCAAUCAAUUACCUCAAUUGCCUUAUGGUGCAAAUUAUCUUUGUAUAUUUGAACAACAAGGACAACCAAUACAAGCAAUUGUUACACGUAAUGGUCUUAUUUGUCAAACACCACCAAUACAUUUACGUCCAAAAAUACCUAAUGGUUAUGAUCAUAUUAAUAUUGAUGUUUCAGUACGUAGUAGUGAAACUGAUACUGAUUUUAUACAUCGUUCAUUUAUUUAUUUUGAUUGUUCAUUACAUAAAUCAUGUAAAUCAUGUGUAACUAGUGCCUGGGAUUGUAAUUGGUGUAUGCAUGAAAAUCUUUGUACAUUUAAUACAUCAUUAUGUACACGACGUAUGAUUGUUGGUGAAAAUAGUGCACAAAAUUCAUUGAUAAAAGGUGUACAACAUUGUCCAUCAUUCAAUAUUGAACAAGAAAUUAUUAUACCCGAUGGUCAACGACGUGAAUUAACUAUUGAAAUUCGUAAUCUUAUACCAUUAAAUGAUCAAUUUCAAUGUAUUAUUGAAAUUGAACAAGCAAAAGAACGUGUACAAGCACGUAUUAGUGAUAAUAAAAUUAUUUGUAAUGAAUUAAUGUUAUCAUAUCAAGAAGAAAUUGGCCAACAACGUGCUUCAUUAACAGUAUUAUUGAAUAGUGACACAUUUAUUGAUCGUACAAAUUUUACAAUAUAUAAAUGUCAAUAUUUAGGAGCAUAUGCAGGACGUGCUGAUUGUUCACUUUGUCAAACACGUGAUAAUAAAUUUGGUUGUGUUUGGUGUCAAAAUCAAUGUUUAUAUAAUGAUCAAUGUUUAGAUUCACCAGUCAUUAAUUCUUGUCCACCACCACGUAUUGAUUAUAUACAUCCAAUAUCAGGUCCAAUUGAAGGUGGUACAUUAGUAUCAAUAGAAGGUUCAAAUCUUGGUUCAUCAUUUGAUGAAAUAAAAGAUCGUAUAUCAAUUGGUGGUAUACCAUGUCGUCCAAUUAAAUAUAAUAUAUCAAUACGUAUUGUAUGUCGUACCGGACAAAGUUUAAUUGGUCCACAAUCAGCAUUAGUUAUUAUUGGUAAUCGUGCUGGUGUUACACGUGCACAGGAAAAAUUUCAAUAUAAAAUAAUUGAAUUGAUUGAUGUAAAUCCAAAAAUUGGUCCACAAUCCGGUGGUACACGUAUUUAUUUAAGUGGAAAAAAUUUAAAUAUUGGUUCAAAUGUAGCAAUAUAUUUAGAUGAUUUACCUUGCCAUGUUGAACGAUCAUUGGCAAGUAGCUAUCAAAUGAGCUGUCGUACAAGUGCAGCACCAUAUUCAUCAUAUGUUGUAACACGUUUAAUAUUAAUGAUUGAUGGUGCUAAUUAUACAUUAGCAAAUCCAUUUCUUUAUACUGCUGAUCCAUCGAUUGAUCAUAUUGAACCAUUACAAAGUUUUUUUUCCGGUGGACGUUUGAUAACCGUAAUUGGUUCACAAUUUACAUCCAUUCAACAACCAAGAAUGUUGGUAUUUGUACCACGAACAUUAUCAUCAUCAACAUCAAAUAAUCAACAACAACAACAACAAAUUAAAAAUCAUUAUCCAACAAUAUGGCCACCAUAUCAACAACAACAACAUAAUAUUGAUAAUAAUCGUUUAAUAAAUGAAUCAUUAUGUAUUGUAUUAUCAUCAAUAAAAAUGUUAUGUCAAUCACCGAUGAUAAAUGGUGAUUUACAAUUAUUAGCAAGUAAUCUAAGUAGUCAAACCAAGCAAAAUCAUAAUCGUGAUAAUCAUAAUCAACAACGUAAUCAUAAUAAUUCAACAUUACAUCAUAUACCGAAUCAAAUUUAUUUACAAAUUGGUUUCAUAAUGGAUAAUACAAUAUCAACAUUGGAAUUAGAUCAAUAUUAUCCACAAUUAGAUUCAAAUAUACUUUAUGUAUCGGAUCCAAUUAUUUAUUCAGUAAAUAAUGGACAUGGAAAAUCAAUUAUAAUUAAUGAUAAUCGUAUUAAUAAUGAUGGUAUUAAUAAUAAUGGUGAUAAUAUAUUACCAUUUAAUGGUGAUGUUAUUGUUAUUGAAGGUGAAAAUUUAGCUGUUCUGUUAUUAUCUGAAUAUGAACUGAAUGUUACAAUCGGACAACAACGUUGUAAUUUAACAUCGGUUAAUAUGCGACAAAUCAUAUGUCAACCACCAAUUUAUCCACCACCCUCACCAACUGAUGAAUUAGGACGAAGAAAUUCAAUUGAAUUACCGGCUAUUGUAUUGAAGAUUGGUAAUAUGCGUCGUCAUUUAGGUUAUCUACAUUAUUCUGAUUAUUUUUAUGAUAAUUUUAAUGAAUUAUUAAUUGUAAUUUCAAUUAUAAUCGGUACAAUAUUAACAAUAAUAUCGAUAAUUAUUUUGGCUGCUUAUAAACAUAAAACCAAUGAAGCAGAACGUGAAUAUAAACGUAUACAAUUACAAAUGGAUACAUUGGAAAAUAAUGUUCGUUCAGAAUGUAAACAAGCAUUUGCUGAAUUACAAACAGAUAUUUUACAAGCAAAUGGCCUAUUAAGUGUUGAUGAUUUACCAAAAAUUUCAUUACCAAUGCAUGAUGAACGAACAUUUUUAUUACGAAUGUUUUUUGCAUCUGGUACACCAUGGCCAUCGUCACCAUUAUCAUCUUCAGAUCUUUGUAAAGAUAAUUUUGGUUUAAAUGAUGGUAGUAAUCAACAAUCAUUAAUAAUCAAUAAUAUUCAACAAUUAAAAUAUAAUUAUCUUUAUCAAAUGUUUUGGUAUUGUUCACCUUAUUUUAAUAUUAAUAAUAAUAAUGAUAAUGAUAAUGGUGAUAAUAAUAAUGCUGAAAAAUUACAAAAUAUUAAUCAACAAUCAUUUUUAAUAAAAUCAAUGAAUAAUAAUAAUGAUUUAAAUUAUCAUUAUCCUACAAAUGGAUCAUUACAACAACCUGUUGAAAAUUUUUAUACUAUUAAUCGAUCAAUGAUUAUGAAAUCGAUGGCUGAUAAUAAUCAACAACAACAACAACGACCAUCGAUUAUAAUCGAACAAUUUGAACAAUUAUUAUUAAAUCAAAAAUUUUUAUUAAUAUUAAUCAAUACAUUAGAACAACAAACAAAAACAUUUUCAAUAAAUGAUCGUUUACAUUUUGCAUCAUUAUUAACGAUAACAUUAUUAGAUCGUAUGGAAUAUUCAUUUGAUAUAAUGAGAAAAUUAUUAUCAAAAUUAAUUGAUCGUUUUUCAUUGAAUAAACACCAACAACAACAACAACAACAUUCAAAUCAAUUAAUAAAAUAUAAUGAUAGUAUUGUUGAAAAAAUGCUUAUCGAUUGGUUAUCAAUUUGCCUGUAUAAAUAUGCACGUGAAAUAUCAUCUGGUCCAUUAUUUUUAUUAUUUUCAGCUAUUAAACAUCAAAUUGAUAAAGGACCAGUUGAUUUUGUUACUGGUAAUUCAAGAUAUACAUUAUCGGAAGAAAAAUUAUUACGCGAACAAAUUGAUUAUAAAACAUUGACUGUAAAUAUAUUUUUGGAUGAAAAAUUACAACAAACAUUACCGCCAAUUAUAUCGAUUAAUAAUAAUAAUAAUAAUCAUCGUUCAUCAAUAUCAGAUCGAUAUUCUACAAUACAAAAUUGUCGUACUGCUACCAUUAAUAAUAAACAUCGUCGAGGAAUAAUAACGGGACAACAACAACAAUCAUCAUCAACAACAACACUUCGAUCAAUCAAUAAUCGUAUGGGAAAAAAAUCAAUGGAUUAUCAUCAUCAUCAAAUUGGUAAUGAUCAUCAAUCGAUUGCCAAUAUGGUUGAAGAUAAUAAUACCACCACUACAAACACUACUAUUACACCGAAUAGUACACCAAUUAAUUCUGAUGAUUUUAAUCUAAGUAAUAACGGUCGCAGUGGUAGUGGUAGUGGAAGUGGAAGUGGUGAUCCAACAAGCAAUUCUACAGAUAUAAUUAUCGAUAAUAAUAAAUUAGAUGAUAAUAAUAAUGAUAAUAAUGGUUAUACCUGUCGAAUAUUAGAUUGUGAUACAAUAACACAGGUAAAAAUGAAAAUUAUUGAUACAUUAUAUCGUUUUGUACCGAAUGUUGACCGGCCAUCUGUAAAUGAUUUACAAUUAUAUUGGAAAAGUUUAAAACCAAAACAACAACAACAAACAUCGACAACAUCAUCCACUUCAUCAUCAAAUCCUACAAAUAAUAUAUUACGACCAACACCACUAAUAAAUAAUAACGGUGGUGAUUAUAAUGGUGGAACUGAAGCAAGUUUUAAUAGUAGUGAUCAUUCACAAACAAUAUUACGUAAUCAAUCAUCAAUAACAUAUCAAGAUGUUUAUGGUGUUGCAUCAUUAAUGUCAAAAACGGAUGCAGAUAAAAUUUAUAAUGCUAGUCGUCGUAGUGAUACAAUAUCAUUAGAAAUGAUAGAUAUUUUAUUAGAUGAUUAUGAUCAUUCUACACAGAUUUUAACAGCAAAUGAAACAAUUUGGAGACGUUUAAAUACAAUAUCACAUUAUGGUAUAAUGGAUGGUGCUAUUUUUUAUCUUUGUUUACGUUCAUCAUCAUCAUUAUUAUCAUCAUCCGCAUCGCCAACAACAACAACAUCAACAAAAUCAUCAUCAUCAUAUAAUGGUGAUGAAAACGUCAAACAUGUUAAUAAUCCAAUUGUAAAUAAUCAAUCAAAAUAUCGUUAUCAAUCAAAUAUUUAUAAUCAAGAUCAAAUUAUUAGUAAUAAUAUUCAUGGUGGUAAUGGUGGUGAUAUUUAUAAUGGUAAUAAUUCAAUCGCAAAUGAUGAUAAUACUGAAUUUCAUCUUUAUGAACAAAUACCAGCAGAUAGAAAUUGGAAUAAUAAUCAUCAAGAUUCUUCAUUAUAUGACAGUGGUAAUGGUGGUACAAUUACAAACGAUAAUAAUAAUUUUAUUUAUAAUAAUAAUUCACAAAUAUCAUCAUCAUCAUCAUUACGUAGAAGACAGUUACCGGCAACAUCAAUGAUGAUUAAUUAUAAUCAUUAUAAUGAAUUACCGCAACAACAAUAUGAACCAUAUAUUUAUCAACAACAACAACGACCAUUAUCAUCAAUAUUUCAUAAUAAUCAAGAUGAAAUCUAUGGAUUAGCUAAUCAUACAAAUCAAUCAUUUAUCAAUCAACCAACAAAAUUAUUAUUACAAACAAAUAAUCAAUCAUCAUCAUCAACAUAUCGAUUAAAUUCAAUUACAAUGAAUAAUCGAUCAUUUGCACGUAAUGUUUAUGAUCGUCUUAGUUUAUUUAUGAAAGGAUCAUCAUCAACAACAAAGCGACGUCGACAACAACAAAGACGCAUAAAUCAUCAUACUUUACAUAAUAAUAAUAAUAAUCGUAUUUUAACUAAUCAAUCAAAACGUUUUAUUAAUAAUAAUCAAAAUGAUAAUGAUGAACAACAUAAUAUUUGGCAUCUAGUUAAACCAUCUAGUUUAAUUAAUGAUUGUAUUAUUGGUGUUUCUGGUGGUAAUUUUCUUUAUAAUAAUCAUAAUGAUGGUAAAAAUCGUUAUAAUUUACGUACAAUGCGUCAAAGACGUGCAUUACGACGACGACAACAACAACAACAGAAACCAUUUUCAUCAUUAACACCAGCGAUGUCAACAAUAACGAAUGCCGGUAAACAGUCAUCGCAAUUGUCAGCAGCGGCUGCAGCAGCUGCUGCUGCAUUAUCAGCAUCGCAAAUUACACUGGAUAGACAUAAUAAACCGAAUUUUAAUAAUUCAAUAUCGAUGAAUUCUUUGGCUUUAAAAUCAUCAUUACAAACAAUAACAACAACAACAAUAUCAUCAUCAACAACAACAACAACAUCGACAACAACAACAAUAGCCAAUGAUAAUAAUUCACCAUUAUCAAUGGCAUCAUCAUUAUUAGCAUCAAUAUUUUGUCCAAAUUUACAACAACAACAACAACAACAUUUACAAUUAAAUUCAUCAAUAUCAACAUAUCUAAUCAAUCGUUCAAUACCUGAAAUUUAUUUAACACGUUUAUUAACAACAAAAGGAAUAAUACAACAAUAUAUUGAUGAUUUUUUCAAUACAAUAUUUACAGUUAAUGAACAUUUACCAAUUGCAAUCAAAUGGUUAUUUGAUUUUUUUGAUCAAGAAGCUAUGAAAAAUUCAAUUAAUAAUCCAGAUACAUUAAUUUCAUGGAAAAAUAACAGUUUAAUAUUACGAUUUUGGGUUACAAUAUUACGUAUGCCAGAAAUAUUAUUCGAUAUACAAAGUAAUAUUAGUAUCGAUAUUUGUUUGGAUAUUUUGGCAAAAAAUCUUAUCGAUACAUGUGAAACGAAUUUAAUCAUCAAUAAUGAUAAUGUUGGUGGUGGUGUAAAUUGUUCCAUUGGUGUUAACAACAACAACAACUUGGCUAACCAAAACAACAACAACAAUUCAACAUUGUUAGGAAAAUUAUCAAAUAAUAAUAAUUCGUCAACAAAUAAAUUAUUAAAUACACGCGAUUUAAUAAAUUAUCAACAAAUUAUAAAUCAAUAUUAUAAUGAUAUUUCAUUAUUACCAUCUAUUCAAGAAAGUGAUAUUAUUGCCUAUAUGAAAGAUGUAUCAAAGACAUUUGAAGGAAAGAUACAAAAAGAAAAAUCAUUAGAACAAUUAUUAACAUAUUGUAUACAAUAUAAAGAUGAAAUAUUUCAAUCAUUAUCGAAUGAUCAAUUAACACAACAAGAACAUUUACAUUUAAAAUUUGAAACAAUUAUUUAUGCUGCAAUGGCAACUAAUCAUUAUCAUCAUCCGCAACAAUCGCAAUCGCAAUAUGGCCAUCAUCAUUUUCAACAACAACAAUCGCAACAACAACGUACCAAUGGAAUAUCUCGUGUUUGAGAAACGAAAAUGAUCGAUCGAAUUAACCCUUUUCGAUCCAUUGAAUUAUUGACAAUUUUCAUUUCUUCUUGUAAAUUUGUAAAUUAUUAUUUUUUUGUAAUUUUGUUGAUUUUUAUUUUGAUGAACAAAUCUUUUAACAAAAAA